Molecule: messenger RNA, 1416 nt
Organism: Phanerochaete carnosa HHB-10118-sp
Lineage: Eukaryota; Fungi; Basidiomycota; Agaricomycetes; Polyporales; Phanerochaetaceae
Exons: 3
Source: RefSeq, a predicted model, not a curated record
AAGGCGUUGCUUGUUCCUGAAGCAUCAAAUACAGCUGGGCUUUCACCUCCGGGAAUCCAAGCUCAACGCAAUCCGAAAUGGCGACUUCUCUGGGCGGGUUGUCCAUCCUUCAGUGGUCCAUGCCGCCCAGCUGCUGGGAAGCUUGUUGUGGCGCGCCCAUACCAACACCGAUGUUUUGGUGGUCGAUGAAGAAGCUGAACACAGUGCAAUACUGAAUUCACUCAACGACCCACCAGACCCAGUAACCUUGGUUAUCGUCUACCACCUCCUUGCUUGGUACACUCUCUACCUCCAAAGAAUGGAGGUUGGCCGUGAGUACCUGAUCAAGGCGGCUCAUGUGAUUGUGUCCAACAACAUGCAGGUGACUCCUCCCCACAUGGACGGCGUGUUGACCCUCGAGGAGCCCGAUGAUGACACCAAGGAACAUGUCACGACCAUCGCGCACUUCAUCUACAGUGAUAACUUUGCGCAAAUGGUCCUUGCAUAUCCCCCAUUUCUUGAUGCGGAAUAUAACCGACAACUGAAGUUACUCUCGUUUAUGCAGCCCUGGCUCGCGAAGCACUCUAUAGUCCUGAUGCGCUGCAAAAGCUUGGUGCUGCUCAGAGAAGCCAUGCAGCUGAGCCGGAUGCGUGCAGAAACAACUGCAGCGACGUCCUCUGGCGGCAUUAUCGAGCACACAGCGCUCUCGUCGGAGUGGCACACUCAGUACUGGGAGACGAUUGAGGAGGUUACAUCGCACGUCGCGGUGCUCUAUCCACAGAUGCUCCAGACAAGCUUAUACUCGGACCCUGAGCAUGCCCUUAGUCUCAAAGUCUGCAUCAUCAUCGCCCUUGCCGCGCAGGUUGAGCUGCACCGUAUGCCCGGGACGUAUCACAUGGAGUCGCGGCAGAAAGCGCUGUCUGUCGUUUUGGAGGUCAUCGGCUUAACGAAAAGCCUGAAGGACGACGACUACGCGAUGCUCGAGUCCGUGCUCGGUCUUUGCUUCACCAUCAUUGCGAACGCUAUCCGCAACGACCGAGAGCUCCUCGUCGGCAUAUCCCAGUCCGGUUCCAGGGAGCGAGAAGCAUUCAAUGUGCUCAUCAACUCCACUCAGCAGCUCGCUACAAAGCUACCCUUCGUUGGUAAGUACCACGCCCACCAUCAGCGAAGCAUCCAACCGAGUAUCGGAUGGCAGACGCCGCACUGGAGGUACUACGCGACAUCGCAUCGGGCAGUACCGCGGGGCCCCAAUAACUUUAAUACUGCAUUCUUUUCCUUCUUUGCGGAAUUAUAUCAUUUUUAUCGGAUGUAUUGUUCUGAGUAUCUAGCCUUAGUACAUACACGAGCAACGCUGUAUACUUGUCCAGUCUUUAGUAGUCUAGCCUUAUGGCUCCUCGAAUCCUCGAAUAUUGCAAUUUUGAAGUUGGCUUUGGCCGC